Messenger RNA from Penicillium odoratum, 1983 nucleotides. RefSeq lists its product as uncharacterized. The transcript is spliced from 3 exons. The coding region runs from base 1 to 1983 and encodes 660 amino acids. NCBI's taxonomy places the organism in Eukaryota, Fungi, Ascomycota, Eurotiomycetes, Eurotiales, Aspergillaceae. The record is from RefSeq and is a predicted model, not a curated record.
AUGGUUCGCCCUUGCACCCCCGCCAUGGCAUGCAGGACGUUGUCCUCUUUGGAGCGUCCUGUGUGUCAUCCCACACCUCCGUCUUUGACACGGUUCAGUCGACUGCCUCUCGCCAACUCCCGUAUGGUUACGCUCCGCACGGCACGUCUUCCGUCUCAUGUCACUCGACACCCCAUCGUCACCGCCCGACCCGUCACGUCGCAAGUUGGUGUACGAAUUCUGGAUCUCGUGGAAGAUAGACUUCCGAUCCGCCCUGCAGUCUCGCCCGCUGCUACUGCUAUUGCCCGUUCAGUUUCUCAGCUCCCCGUUGCUUCCCUGGUAGAGCGAAGAGAAAAGCGACAGUCCCGGUCUCGUCCGUGGUUGCAACAGCGAAAGCACGUUGUACCGCCGACCGUGGUUCAAAGCCCUCCUGUUGUGCCUGAAUCAGCAACGGCCCCCCCACCGACCAAGCAUGUGUCAUUUGGAGAUGUCACUGUGCAUGAGGUCUCGCGCUGGAUUAAUCCGAUUUAUACCUCCUACCUGCCGAUCGCCAUCACCCGUCCUGUAAAGGCCGCUACCGGUAUUCAAUUUGCGGAACUCUUGAAAGGAUCUCGCCUUCCAAUCCGCACCGCAGGUGCCUAUCUUGCGCGCCCCUCACGACUGCCUGUCGAUCCCGUGGAUCUAUUAGAAGGAUCAUGCCUUCCAAUCCGUACCAUCCAGGCACGCCCUCGCACAUUCGUCCCAGCUGCUCGAACGGUUACAAGCUUAGUUUCUUCAACGCUCCCUGUUUCCAUGGUUGAGCGAAGGAAACUCCGUGAGUCUAGAUCUCGUCCGUGGAUCAAACAGCGCGAGCUGCCACAUUCGACGGCGAUUGAAGCUCGACCGAAGAAGUUCGUUUCAUUUGGUAGUGUGACCAGCAUGGUCGUCUCUCGCUGGAUUGAGCCGGAGCACGUCUUUGACGACUCCGCCCCCCCGAUCGUCAGCCCCCGACCUGUCUUGUCGGCUAGUGCUGCUCGAAUCCUGGAUUUCUUGGAAGGAUCAUCAGGCCUUCCGCUCCCCGUUGCCUCCCUGGUAGAGCGAACAGAAGCACGACCGGCUCGUCAAUGUCCUUCCGUUGUGUCAGGGGAAACAAUCCCAGUUGGUGUCGAUGAUUUGGAGCACUUUGCUGCUGCUACACCCGUGUGGGGACGCCCAAUCGAGUCUGCAUUGAGCUUUGCGCCACCCAGGUCCGACCCAGUCUCGACAGAUAUCGUUGAUUGCACGACUUUUGCGAAGCUUGAUCUUCGUGGGGUCAAGGAAGCAUCCCUUGUUGUGGAUUCCCGCCCGCAUGAUACCGAAUCGGAGACUAAGUUCUGGAAUGAGUUGGAGUUUGUGUACGGCAGCCCUUGUUCUGAGUCUGAGUCUGUUUACAGCCCUGUCUCGAGUGAGGAGUUUGUUCAUAGCCCGAUAUCCGAAGAGGAGUUUGUCCGCAGCCCUAUUUCCGAGUCGCCCGUUUACUCGCACUUGGAAGAGUUGACUGUCCACUGCUCUGAUUCUGAGGAAGAGCUGCAAAGCUCGGACUCUGAGGAUGGGUUCGUUCAUAGCCCCGUUUCAUCUGAGGAGUUUGUCCGCAGCCCUGUUUCCGACAGCGAGUGGGUCGAUAGCUCGCGACUGGAACAGAUGACUGUCCACAGCUCUGAUUUGAUGGAAGAUUUCGUCCGAAGCUCUCGUUUGGAAGAGGAUCGCAUCCCUCUGUUUGAGGAGGAUUUUGUCCACAGCCCUUGUUCCGAUGACGCUACGCCUGGUACCUGGCGAUGCAUCAACUGUGGCCUCAACCUACCACUUCCCAACGACUUUUCGCACGACGCAGUGUGCGUUUUGGCUCCCAAGUACAGUUCUCGUCUGUCAACCUGGGAUGCUCACCUCGACGGGCAAUGUGCUGGCGACAGUGCUUGCCAUUGGUGCGUGGUCGAACUUCAAGAGGACAGCCAAGACGAUGAGAACGACGAGUACUUACCAUAUUGA